Molecule: messenger RNA, 7432 nt
Organism: Myxocyprinus asiaticus (Chinese sucker)
Lineage: Eukaryota; Metazoa; Chordata; Actinopteri; Cypriniformes; Catostomidae
Product: F-actin-monooxygenase mical2b-like
Exons: 28
Coding region: 268-4356 (1362 amino acids)
Molecular function (GO): FAD binding; protein binding
Source: RefSeq, a predicted model, not a curated record
CUCGCUCUCUCUCUCUCUCUCUCUCUCUCUCUCUCUCUCUCGCUCUCUCUCUCUCUCUCGUUAAAGAGAAGGUAAUAGUCUCUUUCACUUCUGACUGACUCACACCGACUCACAGUACCUGUCGCUUCAGUCCUAUACCAACAAAAAGGCAAAGAUUUGGCAUGAGUGAGGAGACCAGAGUGAGAGCAUAGCUGUUCAGCCAGGUGAACGGGAGAAGAGGAGCAAUAGAGAUAUCACCAGUCAAGCAUUCACACUCCUACAGGGAAGAUGAUGGGAGAAGCUGAAGAUGAUAAGAAGGCAGGACAGCUGUUUGAGAACUUUGUCCAGGCCUCUGACUGUAAGAGCACCCUACAGGCCUUCAACAUCAUGUGCAGUUACCUGGAGCUGGAUCCUCUGGAGCACAGCACCUUCUACAGCAGUCUGAAGAGCAUGGUGACCUGCUGGAAGGCCAAAGCACUUUGGAGCAAGCUGGACAAGAGAGCCAGCCACAAAGAGUAUAAAAAAGGCAAAGCCUGUGAGGGCACUAAGUGCUUGAUAAUUGGAGGGGGCCCCUGUGGCUUGCGGACUGCGAUCGAGUUGGCUCUCCUCGGAGCCAAAGUGGUGGUGAUAGAGAAGAGAGAUACAUUCUCAAGGAACAACGUCUUGCAUCUGUGGCCCUACACGAUUCAUGACCUCAGGGGUUUGGGAGCCAAGAAGUUCUACGGCAAGUUCUGCGCUGGAGCGAUAGACCAUAUCAGCAUUCGGCAGCUCCAGCUCAUGCUCCUGAAAAUCGCUCUAGUUCUCGGUGUGGAGUUUCAUGUUAAUGUGGAAUUCGUUAAGCUGGUGGAACCUCCAGAGGACCAAGAGAAUGAGGGGCCGGGGUGGAGGGUAGAGAUCCGGCCUGCCGAUCAUCCUGUGGCUGACUUUGACUUUGAUGUGGUGGUGGGAGCUGAUGGUAGACGAAACUCUUUAGAAGGGUUCGGGAGGAAGGAAUUUCGUGGCAAACUGGCCAUUGCCAUAACGGCAAACUUCAUCAACAGAAACACCACAGCUGAGGCAAAGGUUGAGGAGAUAAGUGGAGUCGCCUUCAUCUUCAAUCAGAAAUUCUUUCAGGAUCUCAAACAGAAGACUGGCAUUGAUCUAGAGAACAUUGUAUACUACAAAGACAACACACACUACUUUGUCAUGACAGCUAAGAAGCAGAGCCUGCUGGACAAAGGUGUCAUCGUUCAUGAUUAUAUAGACACUGAAGCACUGCUGAACAAUGAGAAUGUGAACCAAGAGGCUUUGUUGGCAUAUGCUCAAGAGGCUGCUGACUACGCCACCCACUACCAGCUGCCGACACUGGACUAUGCCAUGAACCACUGCGGUCAGCCUGAUGUGGCCAUGUUCGAUUUCACGAGCAUGUACGCGUCAGAGAAUGCUGCUCUGGUCAGAGAGAGGUUUGGGCGUAAUUUACUGGUGGCACUAGUGGGAGACAGCCUUCUAGAGCCCUUCUGGCCUAUGGGAACAGGCUGUGCCCGCGGCUUUUUGGCUGCUUUUGACACAGCUUGGAUGGUGAAACGUUGGGCACAGGGUGGAAGUCCACUCGAGGUACUAGCGGAGAGAGAGAGCUUGUACCGAUUGCUACCUCAGACAACACCUGAAAACAUUGCCAAAAACUUCGAUUUGUACACCAUAGAUCCAGGAACACGCUAUCCAAACCUCAACUCUAACUGUGUGAGGCCACACCAGGUCCGUAACAACUAUAUCUGUGGAGAGAUGAAGUUGUGCUCUCUGGAACGAGCCGCCACUAUACGCCGCCCUGUUAACUUGGCCAGGCGAGAGUCUGAGAUCAGGCCCAGUCGGUUACUGACAUGGUGUCAAAAUCAGACGGCGGGCUACAGGGAUGUGAAUGUGACCGACCUCACUUCCUGUUGGAGCAGUGGCCUAGCUCUCUGCGCUCUCAUUCAUCACUUUAGACCUCAAUUCAUUGAUUACGACUCUCUGAAUGAGCAAGACUGUGCCAAAAAUCUGCAGCUGGCAUUUGACAUAGCAGAGAAGGAGUUUGGCAUCAAGCCUUUCGUCACGGGGAAAGAAAUGAUGUCAGGUCAGGAGCCAGACAAGACCAGCAUGGUGAACUACCUCUCCAAGUUCUACGAGCUCUUCCGAGGAACGCCUCUACCUCCCUCAGUAGAUUCAAAGGGAGAGGGAGAUGCAAAUACAGAGAAAUGUCAAUCAAAUUCUGCCAGACCUGUUUACAAGUCACUGAGUUCACUUCAGCCUCGAAAACGCAUACCCAAGAAUGAUAAAAAGGUUGAAGACAGUGAUGCCAUAUUCAAAAGAAGACGGAAAUUUUGUUACUUAGAAGAGACUACCAAAUCCACAAAUCAGAGUUCUUCUAUAGACAACAAAGUGCUUGAACUGAAGGAAAACAAGGUCAAAUUUAUGGCCACUCAACUACUGGCAAAAUUUGAAGACAGCACAGCAAGUUGCUCUCUUCGUAGGCAGUCUAAUUCUAAUGACGAGAGGCCUUCGAGACCUCCAUCACUCGAUAUGACUGACAGCCCUCUUUUUAACAUUAUCAAGAAGAAAAUUCCUCCACCCCCACCCCCUAAAAAACAGUUUCCAACCAUUCACUGUGUACAACACAGCGAGGAGUGCUCGCUUCCUCUCUUCCCCUCGCUUCAUUCCAGUCCUAUGAAUCCACGGAGGAAACCAAACCACCCUCCCCACACACACACACACUCUCAGUUAGUGGCAGAGAACACAGCCACUUCAGGGUCAGGAUAUGCUGCUACCGGUCACUCAGCAGUGUUGGCCAUGAAAGCAAUGCUUCAGCGCCUCCAGAGGGUGGAAGAUAAGAUUAGCCAGAGGAAAGCCCAGACUCAAAAUGCCAGAGAGUUUAAUAAAAAAAGCAUAAAGGAGAAAGCUGUCCAUUUGAGCACUCUGUUCUCUGCUGAGGCUGCCUCUUCACAUCAGUCUGACUCCUCUACUCUCCAUUCCCCUCAUUCCACUCCUUCACAUCCUCUCCCACAAUACACUGCUACUUCCUGUCCUCCUCUCAUUUCCUCCUGUCCAUCUGUGCUGUUGCAGCAGGUAAAGACAACUCAAACUUGUAUUCUCAAAAUCACUGCUAUUCCUAAUGCCAUUGCAUCUUUCCUUUUCUCCUUUUCCCAUCUGUUUGAUUUGGUUAAGGUGACUAGACCCAAGUCCUUACAUGAGCAACUUUAUAAAAAGGAGGUAGAAAGAGAAACAUUGCAUGAAACCCAUCUGUUAAGUAGUGGCAGAAUGUCUCAUUUUAGCCAUAAGGAAGAACUGGAGAUUCCUCCGUCAAAGGAAGACAGAAACCUUAAAGUCCACAAUAAGACCAGUUCUUCUGCUGUUCAUCAUUCUAACUCAAUAAUAUUUCAGCCCAUCCCAGAAUACACGGCUCCUCUCCAUCUUUCCUUUACUUUCUUAUCUGCUUCCCCUUUAAGCUGUAAAGCAAAGCCAGAAACACAACUUUAUGCCAUAGACAGGCAAGAAGAGGCAAAGGGUAACUCACAAAUGUCCAACAUCAGCAGCAGUACAACUUCCUUUACUCUAAGAAAACAAACAGAAAUUCCUCAAUCAAAUGAAGAUGCAAACACUCCCAAGCAGGUAUAUGAUCAUCGUACAGUAGGGAAAGUGUCUCUGGUAGUGGGCGCUAGAGCUGACACUCUGGUCAACCUCUAUGAAAAUGAUCACAGGCCCAAGACAAACACCCCAGACUCUCCGCCUUCCCUGAAAAAGGAGUUUCCUCGGAGUCUUGCGGAUGUCUGUCAUGCCUGUAAGAAGCGGGUGUUUCUAGUGGAGAAGCUCAGUGCAGAGGGACUCCACUUCCAUAGAGAAUGUUUCCACUGUGAUACCUGCCGAGCUCCAUUACGUCAAGGAGGACAUUUUUUUGACUCAGAAGAAGGAAAGUUGUAUUGUAAACUCCACUUUGCUCAGCGGAAAUCCCUAGUGAAGAAUGGAAAGAUACCAAAUCCACAUACGACGUGUGAUGACGGAGUUCACGACAGCCCUAGCUGGACUCCAGAGGAGCAUGAGCACUUUCUCCAGAGCGAGUCUCCAGGUAUCCUGUCCUCGCUGCUGAAGAGAAGCCUGCGCUGGCCGCUGCACGUGAGCCAGUCUGUGUGUGCUGUGCCACGGCGUGUGUGUAACUGGCUGCAUGGUAAACUGUGGGCCGCGGGGCGCCACCUAAGAGAUAACGCAGAGGAUUACGCCUACCUAUACGAGCUGCUCAGCGUGAGUCUGCCUUUGCUCGGAGUUCUCCAUGAACUGCUGCUCCAAAUGUACGCAGAUGCCGAACACCUCGACAUGCAGCCUCUACUGCACUGGAUGGAAGAGCACCUGGGCCACUGGGUUUUAGUGUAGGAGAAACUUCAGGCCAACGUCACAUUAUGUCCCUUUGAAAGGGUUAAUGUGUAUACAGCAUUGCCUUUGUCCUUUAAGGCAAAAUGUAUGGCUGUGGCCAGCUGUAUCUACAGCUUUUGAACAUUUACAGACCUGAAAGACACAGAUAGCAAUAGCUUAACAAAGAAGGAAGCAGAAUUCUUGAACUUUUCUGGAACAAAAAGGAGUGAACUUCAGAUAACGGCACAUUCACUUAUACAAAGAGAAUAGAAAUUAAACAGCUUUACUUAUACAACUUGUACAAACAAGAUGUACAAAUUACCAAAGCCUUUCUCAGGUUACAGAGGUCAUGAUCAUUUUUAAAAAGAGUGUGAAACAAAAACUGAACUUUAAGCACUUUAAUGAGCAGGCUGUCUUCAUAUGCACAAUUACGAUUGACUGAUCAAGCUGCAAACAUGUCUCGUCUACUCUGUUAUCCAUUUGCGAACAUUGAAGCCACAUUCUCCUUAAAUGUUUACACUUUCAAGGAAAAUUACACAGCCUUUAAGGAAUUUUGUGCUCUUUCACCAUGGCUGCGUCUGGAAGCGGAAAAAUGCUGCCUUCAAGGCUGUUUACGGGAAAGAAAUGCAUCAAAGCACAUUCGAAUUCAAUGCUUGCGUAACAUCUGCCUACUAAAAUGCCUUCAUCUAGUCAGAUUUUGAAGGCAGCAUAAAUAUCUCAAAAUCCUGCUUGUGCAAUUCGCUGGUUGGUUGAAAGGAUAAACAUGGUGUCUGAAGCUGUUUAAAGCAGCAAUUAGUUUAUAAAUGUUUUUUUUUAACAUCUACCGAGAAGUCAAUGACUGACUGGGCAGUCAGGCAGCAAGGCAACUGCCUUAAAGGAAUAUUCUGGAUUCAAUGCAAGUUAAGCUCAGUCGACAGCAUUUGUGGCAUAAUGAUGAUUACCACAAAAAUUAAUUUUUACUCUUCCCUCCUUUUCUUUAAAAAAAAGCAAAAAUCUGGGUUACAAUGAGGCACAUAAAAUGUGGGGGCACAGUGCGCGGGGCGCAAACUCUGUCAUCAGCACAGUACGGGCCGACUGUCCGCAUGCAGUCCAGUCCUGAUGACGAAAUUUGCAUCUCUGUGCAUGAAACGUAGCGGCACACGGAAAAUAAAAGUAUACUUUGGCCUUUAGCUUUUAGCCAUGUCCUAGCCAAGCGAGAUGUGACAAGUUUCAACAGAAUCACAGCCAAUCAAAUAAUAUUUUUUUUAUAAUAUACAGCUAUGUUGAGCAGGUAUUUGGACCGAUGAGAUAUUGCAGUUAGCGGUCCUACCCAGCGCAACAGCUGCAAAAUAAAAACCAAGUGACCCACAACAUGUCUUGCCAUUGUUGCUCGUUCCAGCUGGUUAGAACAAAAAUCGAAAAGAUCGUUUUAUCACUUGUCGCUUUAUCAUGUCGCACCUGGUUAGGGCACAGUGAUAUCUGUAUGAUGUAUAUUGUAACGAAAAACAAUUUAUUCCUCAUACUUUCUACUCAGGUGUAGUUUUACAUUGUUCUCUUUGAGAGCCAUAGAACUUCUACGUGGCCUUAAUCUGUAGUCUAAAUCAGGUCCUCGGAACCAUCUAUAUGCUAGUACAGAUUUGUGUCACAUAACAUGUAGAUGUCAACAGCCACUGAUGAACUAAUGCACAAUGCAUCACAUGCAAAACGCAGAAACUACAUUGAACCAAUAUUGAAACUGAAAAAAAAAUGGCUUGCCUUAAUUGGUUUUUUGUGUGAAUUUUAUAGUUACUGCCAUUUUCACACUCUGUCUUCACUAAAUAUGAGUAUUGUUGAGCUAAACCAUCUGUCACAAGACAGAUCAUAGUCUAAGAGACUCACUUUUGACAAAAUUUGUAUUUACUGUGUUUUUCCUUUGCACAGUAGUUCAGUAGUUAGUGAGCAAACCAGCGAUACUAAUAAAAGAGCUUUGUUGGACUAUAAAUAUGAAUAGUGCGGAACACAUAAACACUACUUUGCAGUUUUGCAUGUGCGUUCCCUUUUAUUUGGUUCACUUGGCCAUAACUGUGUUUUCUUUUGAUGUCGUUUGCUACCUAUAAUGUGCUGCCUGAGGGCCGGGUAAUACUGUACUUGCAUUUUACAGUUGCUAAGUGCAUUUAAAAUGCACUGAUUGUUUUUCCCAAUAAGAACAUGAGAAUUAUUAAUAAUGUACAGUGCUAGAUACAGUACAUCCAGAUGGUUUUAUACAUCAUUUUUCAUUUUUUUUAAUGACACUGGAACACAUCCUGCUCCGAAUUACUGAUUCUAUUUAAUGGUAUGAAUGAGGAUUGCAAAUUGUUCAUCAAAUGGCAUGCAUGAAAAUAAAUGCACAGCAUGUCAGCAUACAUUUUCCUGCAUUAGCAGCUCCUGUUUCAGAACACUUUGUUUACAGGCUGCAUUGUGAUGUUUUUGAUUCACUUUUUUGCUCUUUACAUUUAUAUUCUCCUUUCUUAUUCACCCAUAGUCCUUUUCAACCCAUCCACUGUCUCCACCUGACUUGCUCUGAGCCAUGAUGAUUGGAAGGUGAUCAUCUGCAUGCUUGCACUUGCUGUACACUUUGGCAAAGAACAACAUGGCUUUGCUGGUCCACAAGCUAGACCAGCAUUAAGCAGCAUAAACCAGCCUUGUCUUAACUGGUUGUUUCUGCAGGGUAGUCUCUUUCAACUUCUGUGGCCUUGCACUUUUAUAUGCCACGUGUGGACUUCCACUCAAGUGUUUCACAGCUGUGGAAAUGCACGGUGCAUGACACUAACUGCCUUAUGCUAUUAUCUGCAUGUCACGAAUGACAUGUUUCUCUUUUCUUUCUUCAAGCCCUGCUAAUCAUUUGCUCAUGCAAUUUCUUCCUUUUCUUCCUUUCUGUUUCAGUGGUGGCUUACAUUUCAGAAUCCGACACGAAGGCGCCUCUGUGCCUUUAUGAAUACAGGGGUCAUUAGUACCAUAGAUGACUGUCAUUUACAGUAGCACCUUUCAGUAGACAUGUUGUUUGAUGAGAUUUUUGCUGUAUAUUUUCAAUCCGAAAAAAGCAUUUUUGCCUAAUUUAUGUUAAGCCAUGCUCACACAAUAAAAAAGUUUUUGGAAAUAA